Molecule: messenger RNA, 219 nt
Organism: Eruca vesicaria subsp. sativa (arugula)
Lineage: Eukaryota; Viridiplantae; Streptophyta; Magnoliopsida; Brassicales; Brassicaceae
Source: the annotation of a GenBank genome assembly
AUGAGAUCUUCUUCUAGGAUGGGGCCUUCAGCCCAUCCCAUUUACGCUCUAGGUGUUAUCAUCAUGGCAACAAUGGUUGCAGCAUAUGAACCAAUCACGUAUAGCUUGCCUCCUCUCCCAUCGUAUUCACCAUCUCCAAAGGUAGAAUACAACACUCCUCCUCUACCAAAUGUCUACAUUUCUCCACCACCAGCACCAUACUACUCUCCAUCACCAAAG